ACAUCUUUUCUCAUCCGAAUUUGGAACGUCUGCAGGGUAGAUUCUGAGAAAAGCAUUGGGACUAACCCAACCAUAGGGUUUUAGCCCUUUGAUUCACAGAAAUGGCGAUGACACCGGCGAAUUCUCCCAAUUCCGGCUCCGACUCCGAUAUCGACAACACUCCGACGCCGAGUUUGAACUCUAAAGCCGACCCGAAUGCCAACGUCACUCCCGACUCGUUGAGUCCCACCAAUCCCUCUAGCCCGCCCGUCGUCUGCCUGUACAGGUUCGCCGCAGACUCCUUCGGUGGGGCUUUUAUGGGCUCCAUUUUUGGAUACGGUUCAGGAUUGCUAAGGAAGAAGGGACUUAAAGGAUCUUUUGCAGAGGCAGGAUCAUCUGCAAAGACAUUUGCAGUAUUAUCGGGAGUUCACAGUGUGGUUGUUUGCUUUCUUAAGAGGCUGCGGGGAAAAGAUGAUGUAAUUAAUGCUGGAGUAGCUGGAUGUUGCACUGGUCUUGCUCUAAGUUUUCCAGGUGCACCUCAGGCUCUACUACAGAGCUGCCUCACUUUUGGUGCAUUUUCCUUCGUUAUCGAAGGCCUUAACAAGCAGCAGCCUGCAUUAGCACUGCCCGCUCCAUUAGGUCUCAGAAGCAGCCAACACCCCGCCCUCCUUCCCCUAUCAUUCCCUCUACCAAACGAGCUUAAGGAGUCUUUCUCUUCCUUCUGCCACUCCCUUAAAAGACACGGGAAGAACAAUAAUGCCCGUCGCUAGUUUAGAUUAAUAGUUACUUCUUACGUUGAACGUUUAUUUGGAAUCUCGAGAUAAACUUGUAAGGCUUUGUGUAUCUUAAACUUCUUUGCUGCUUUAGUGAUUGAUGAUGGAAUUUUCACAUUUUAUUCCACAGUGGCA
This is a messenger RNA of Ipomoea nil (Japanese morning glory), 887 nucleotides long. RefSeq names its product mitochondrial import inner membrane translocase subunit TIM22-2-like. Gene Ontology annotation, molecular function: transmembrane protein transporter activity. Gene Ontology annotation, biological process: protein insertion into mitochondrial inner membrane; protein targeting to chloroplast. NCBI's taxonomy places the organism in Eukaryota, Viridiplantae, Streptophyta, Magnoliopsida, Solanales, Convolvulaceae. The record is from RefSeq and is a predicted model, not a curated record. The transcript has 5 exons. Bases 102 to 749 code for a protein of 215 amino acids. Gene Ontology annotation, cellular component: TIM22 mitochondrial import inner membrane insertion complex; chloroplast envelope.